AUGUCCAACACCAACGACUACCACGCUGAAUCCAACGCGAAGCACAACAACAACGGGCCCCAGACCGAGAAAUCCGAAAAUGACACGAGCGUUUCGACUCCGGGUGACGUGGAUCCUGCCACAACACAAGCACCUGAGCUCGUGAUGCUCGGCAGACUGAUGCAGAUGAUGUCCCAUUCUAAUACUCUCAAUACCACCAGUACAGCGUCCAGUGAUACCGCUGCAGAAAAUGCUGGCUCUCAACCACCAGAAACUACCCCGGAGACUGCACUGUCUGAACUUCUGAAAAUCUUCGACGACUUGAUGCACGUUCAAAGUAAAAUACCUCAACUCGCCAAUCGGGAGAUCCCCACAGCUACCAUUCCAAGCGAUUUCCGGAAGGUGGAACGUCCAACGGCGGAGGGCCCACUUUACAACUCUUUAGAAUACACAAAAGAGGGCGUAGGGGAUCUUCUUGGCAUGGUUAAAGAUGCCUUUUUGAUGAUGGACAAAAUGGCCGGCCAUGAUUCUACUUCAUCUACCUCUUCUCCGGAGACAUCGUCUGCAGGGAGAUUGGCGAAAUCAUUUAUAUUAUCGGAUACGGAGAACGGAGGCACUCAGUCUGAGCAACCACCCCUUCACAGGGACCUCGCUGCUGUGGAGCUCAACGCAGUUACUCGUCUGUAUCAGACAAACGAGCGUAUGAUCUACGCCAACCUCAAAGAACUGGUUGACUUCUUCAUCACGGUCCCCGAGGAUGACGAUAACUAUCCUAUGAUUGAAUCAUCAAUUGGCAUUACCCUUCUCCACUUGUACGAAGUGAACUGGGAGAACGAUGUCCUUGAAUUUGGCUGCGAAUGGACAGCUCGGGCACUGCAGAAGUUGUCCCAACUCCCAGAGGUUCGACAAGUGCGAUUAGCUCCGAUACUCGUACGAUGCUGGGCAUACGGACAAAGAUUACUCGUCCAAACACUCGGAAACAUCGAAAGGUUGGAAGCUUCUCUGGCUCUCUUGAAGAAUUCCUGGGGCAUCUGUAACGACUUUCCCGAAAUUCCAUCUCGAGUCAUGGAAUUUCUCCGCACCGAGCUGGGUUUCUGUCUCGCAGAUCAUUAUCGCUGCACGGGGAAUCUGGAUAGCUUAAAUGAAUGCAUUGUUCAUUUACUUGCGCUGACAGAAGACAAACCAACCCCUACUGCGGCAACCGUCGUCCUUGGUUUAGCCUACUAUGACCGUUUCAUGCACAGUGGAGCACUGGAUGAUUUAGAUCGCGCUUUGGCCCGUGGCAUAAUGUGCAGCCAAAUUGUGGUGCCCCCAGCCACCGAACAUCAAGAUUACGCUGCCGAUAAAGCAGCAGGCCAUCGACUUUAUGCUCUGGCGCUAUCCGAACGCUUCAAAAUGACAAUGGACAUCGAUGACUUGAACAAGGCUGUUAAACAUGGAAUUAAGGCACUAGGGCUUCUUCACCCUUCUCAUCCGCUUCGCGUUCCGUAUACAGUCGACCUCGCCACAAUCCUUUAUUCUCGUCAUCUGGCAGUUGAAAACGGUACUGUGGAUCUGCGUACGGCAUUAGAAAGUGUACAGACUGCCAUUACGGCCGCAGAUAACGAUAUUGGACGACACUCUCGCAUUCCCGCUGAAUCGACUAUCGGAUUUCUCACUGCUGUCUCCUCGGAAGUGAACAGGGAUUUGUCUGGAGUCGAUGCAGGGAUUUCCAUUAUACAAAAGUCCAGGAAGAACUUUUCCGGUCCUCUGCAUUUAGAAUCUCGACUUUCCAAAGCACUGUUAUGCCGUUUCCGUCUUGGUAAAAACGUCGAAGAUUUUGAAACUGCGCUCCAUCAUGCACAGCUGGCAUUUGACAAGGCGCCAGAGGACUCUCCAUAUCGUCACCAGUGUGGGCUGGAACUAGGCCAGUUAUUGAUUCAGCACUAUCUGUCCGGACGGUCCGAAACAUGCGACGACGCCAUUGCGCAUUUUGUGUCCGUAGCUUUAUCCUCGACAUGGCCCUCUUUGCGAUUAAACGCAGCGAUUGAAUGGGCCAACGCUGUGGAACUGUCUGAAGCCUCAGAGGGCGCUGAGGAUGCACUGGUUCUCGCUCUUGAAAUAUUGCCAACGCUAGCCCCUCUCACCAACCGUAUUCCAGCUCAUUAUCGGGUAUUGUCGUCUCAGAAGGCCUCCAUCCCAAACAGAGCGGCCAUAUACGCGUUGAAUUCGAGUGAUAUAGUCAGCGCAGUUUCCCGUCUUGAACAGGGGCGCAACAUUAUGUGGACCCAAACGCUGCAACUUAAAGCUGGACACAUGCUACCGGGCGGCGACGAACGACAACGUGAGUUCAAACUCCUUUCAGAGAAUUUGAUGCGCACCCGUCAUGGGUCUACGAUGCCAGAGACCGUGGAGGAGUUGGAUGAUUUUAUGAAGCAUGUUCCUGAUAAUCCUUUCGGUUCUCUACCCGACGAAUCUGUCAGGGAAUCCUUCCAAGACAUUGCCAAAAGACUCAUGAACCUAGGAAAAACCUUCCUUGCUGGAAGGAGGUCUGUGAUAUCAGAAGACUUUAAUUCCGAAUUUAUGAGCACUUCUAUGGAUGCAUCGCUUCAUAGUGCAGCAAAUAGAUGGUCUACGCUGCACUCUGAGCUGCAAGGGACUAGCCAUGUACUCGGCCUUUCUGAGACGUACGAGGAUGAUCUAAAUCGUAUUAUCGCGAACGGGUGCAUUGUCAUUCUUAGUCCCUACUCUCUUCGAUGCGACGCGAUUGUUAUUCAUUCCAGAGGAGAGGGCCUUGUUUUCCAUCACUUACCAUUGCCUGAAUUAUCUGGAGACGAGAUCCAGGCCUGGGCAGAGACGCUACGAUCUGCCACACAUGAAUUCGAACGUGGUAAACUGUCGUCGGAAGACUUUGAAAACGAAUAUCUUAAGCCCAUUCUACGAGGAUUAUGGACAGGGAUGGCACUUCCACUUCUGGAUUACCUCAAACGCACCGGAGAGCAGAAACGUGUGUGGUGGUAUCCAACCGGCGCUUCGAUGUUUUUGCCACUCCACGCUGCUUCUCCAUGUGAGAAAGGUCAGCUCGGAUUGCUCGACCUCGUAGUCUCCUCGUAUAUCCCAUCAAUCCAGUCGCUAAUCCGUGCUGCAAAGUCACCUUCUUCCCCCGUGAAAGCUCUAGCCGUUGGGCUGCCAAACACCCCCGGUUACGCACCACUCAAGUUUGUUGAGAAGGAGAUUAAGGCUUUGAAGAAACACUUUUAUUACGUCCCCGAUCAAUUGACAACUCUAAUUGGGGAGGAAGCAGAUAUUUAUCCAGUCAUCAGCAAACUCCCAGAUCAUUCCUGCAUCCAUCUAUCAUGCCACGCGUAUCAAGACGAAGAAUACCCAUUCAACAGCUCAUUCUUUCUCAACAAUGGCAAACUAAAACUAUCCAAACUGAUGGAGUUGGAUCUCUCUCGCGUACAGUUUGCCUUCUUGUCAGCGUGCCUUACCUCUGCUGGAGAUGCGAGUGUUCCUGACGAAUGCAUUCACCUUGCUGCUGGGAUGCAAUUCUCCGGGGUUCAAUCUGUGAUUGGUACGAUGUGGAGCGUGAUGGACAGAGCGGCAGCCGCAGCUUCAACCAAAGUCUAUUCGCACUUCUUUAGGAAUGGGAUGGAAAAUGCAAACAUGAGAGAAGGAGCAGAAGCACUACACGAGGCCCUUAUUGACAUGCAAAAGAGAAAUUACCCUCUGACGUAUAUUGUUCCUUUCAUUCACCUAGGCCUUUGA
Psilocybe cubensis is the source of this 3726-nucleotide messenger RNA. RefSeq lists its product as uncharacterized. The record is from RefSeq and is a predicted model, not a curated record. The transcript is spliced from 4 exons. NCBI's taxonomy places the organism in Eukaryota, Fungi, Basidiomycota, Agaricomycetes, Agaricales, Agrocybaceae. Gene Ontology annotation, molecular function: protein binding. Bases 1 to 3726 code for a protein of 1241 amino acids.